Molecule: messenger RNA, 2762 nt
Organism: Photinus pyralis (common eastern firefly)
Lineage: Eukaryota; Metazoa; Arthropoda; Insecta; Coleoptera; Lampyridae
Product: protein HID1
Exons: 13
Coding region: 123-2558 (811 amino acids)
Cellular component (GO): Golgi trans cisterna; membrane; Golgi medial cisterna
Source: RefSeq, a predicted model, not a curated record
AAACAAAUGAUGUUUACUGAAGUACUUUUAACCUACAAAAUAAUCGACCCUUUAUACAAUUACGAUUGCAAUUCACCUUACGUUCCUUUUUGAAUAGAUAAGCUAAAAGAACAUAACACGUAAUGGGCAACGUGGACACGAAGCUAAAUUUUCGAAAGGCCGUCGUACAAUUAACUUCAAAAACUGAGCGUAUCGAUGUAUCAGAUGACGCAUUUUGGGAACAGUUUUGGUCCGAAAAUGUAACAAACAUACAAGACAUUUUCACACUGGUUCCGGCAACAGAGAUUCGGUCAUUACGUGAGGAGGCCCCAACGAAUUUGGCCACCCUGUGUUAUAAGGCGGUCGAAAAAAUCGUCAAAGUAGUUGACAGCAGCUGUCGAACACAACACGAACAACAGACAGCCUUAAACUGUGUUCGAUUGCUGACGAGGAUAUUGCCGUACAUUUUUGAAGACCCAGAGUGGAGAGGGUUCUUUUGGUCUUCUCUGCCUAAUCAGUGCGAGAAUGAAGAGGAACCGCUGCCUUUAGCACAAUCACUGCAAAAUGCAGUGUGUGAUCUUUUAUUUUGUCCUGACUUCACCGUAAUGGGAGCACGUAAACUUGGCCCUGAUAAAGCCGAAGACUUAUUAGCUAUAGACAGUUGCGAGUAUAUCUGGGAGGCCGGAGUCGGAUUCGCGCAUUCCCCGCCGAGGAAUACCAUUUUCGACUCGAACCGCACGGAGCUGAUCAAAUUACUUUUGACAUGUUUCAGCGAAACAAUUUAUCAGCCGCCGUCCGAAAUAUCGAUAAAUCCAAAUAAGUGGAUUAUGCACCUAACUUCGGCCGACAAUCGCCACGCCCUCCCCAUGUUUACCUCACUGUUAAAUACGGUAUGCGCCUAUGAUCCGGUUGGUUUGGGCGUGCCGUACAACCAUUUAUUAUUCAACGAUUCCCUGGAACCGUUAGUAGAGGCUGCUUUACAAAUUCUCAUCGUAACCUUAGACUACGAUACCAGUAACAGCACGACUACGUCGGACUCGGAAGAAGCCCCAACACCCGAUAACCUUUUCAUUAAUUAUUUAUCGAGAAUUCACAGAGACGAGGAUUUCCAUUUUAUACUGAGAGGCGUUACGAGGUUGCUUAACAAUCCUCUUGUCCAGACGUACCUACCGAAUUCCACCAAGAAGGUUUACUUUCAUCAGGAGUUACUUAUAUUUUUCUGGAAAAUGUGCGACUAUAAUAAGAAAUUUCUGUACUUUGUUUUGAAAAGUAGCGACGUACUUGAAGUCUUAGUUCCGGUGCUGUAUCAUUUGAAUGACUCCAGAGCAGAUCAGUCUCGAGUGGGUUUAAUGCAUAUCGGAGUAUUUAUCUUGCUUCUUUUAUCUGGCGAGCGAAAUUUCGGAGUACGCCUCAACAAGCCUUACACCGCAACAAUUCCGAUGGACAUUCCCGUGUUUACCGGCACUCACGCGGACCUGCUGAUUAUCGUAUUUCACAAGAUCAUAACGACCGGACAUCAACGUCUGCAGCCGUUAUUUGACUGCCUUUUGACUAUUCUAGUAAAUGUCUCCCCUUAUUUAAAAACCCUAUCCAUGGUGGCAAGCACGAAACUGUUACACCUACUGGAGGCGUUCAGCACGCCUUGGUUUUUAUUUUCGUCCCCCUCCCACCACCAUUUAGUAUUCUUCCUUUUAGAAAUAUUCAACAACAUUAUCCAGUAUCAGUUUGACGGUAACUCCAAUUUGGUUUACACGAUUAUACGUAAACGGCAGGUUUUUCAUAGUUUAGCGAAUUUGCCGUGCGACUACGGAAGCAUCGCGAAAUCCCUCAACAAAAAAAUCAAAAAUCACCUGCCCAAGUCGGUGAGUCAUGAAAACGUGCAGGAACUGGCGAUGGACGGUUCGCAUCCCGCCCUACCCGCGGAACCGGGAACGCUAAAGGCGUCUUUGCCCGACACACCCGGCAUUACCCAAAUGACCGAGAAAGAGUCGGCGCACCCGGCGUAUCAGCAAUUGGAUCAGUUACCGCUAACAAAUGGCAUGGCAUCUUUGAAUUUAAAUACGUCCGGCUGCAGCGGUGGCUUCGACAAGAACGAGCAAAAAGACAUGAAUGUAAAUUUAACGGACCCUUCAAUACAGCCGGACAAAUCUCGAACGGAUGACCUGACGACACCCCUAAAACAUUCGGUCAACACACGUAACAGUUUGCGCGUAUCGGCAACAUCUGAUAGAAUGGUGAGCCAAUGGGUGCCGACUGGUGAAUGGGUGCAAUCAUGGAAAAGCAAACUACCCUUGCAAACGAUUAUGAGGUUACUGCAGGUUUUAGUACCACAAGUUGAGAAAAUUUGCAUUGACAAGGGCCUUACUGAUGAAAGUGAAAUUUUGAAAUUUUUACAACAUGGUACACUAGUCGGACUACUGCCCGUUCCCCAUCCCAUUUUGAUCAGGAAAUACCAGGCAAAUACUGGAACCACAGUUUGGUUUCGAACCUACAUGUGGGGCAUUAUCUAUCUCAGGAAUGUGGAACCGCCAAUAUGGUAUGAUACGGACGUUAAAUUAUUUGAAAUUCAAAAAGUGUAAGUUUAAAUGUCUAUUUAUUAUUUAUUGCGUAGCAUUCCAGUAUAUGUUGUAAUUUUCGUAGAUUGUGAUAUAACUACUAUCGACCAUAUUUUUGUAUUUACCUCUUUUUUUGUUUAAAAUGCUUUAAUAAGUGUAAAUUAAUUUAUUGCUUUGUAUCAUAUUAUAGAAAUGUAUAUCUAAUUGUUAAUUAAAUUAUUUACCGUC